Molecule: messenger RNA, 1140 nt
Organism: Ylistrum balloti
Lineage: Eukaryota; Metazoa; Mollusca; Bivalvia; Pectinida; Pectinidae
Product: galactose-3-O-sulfotransferase 3-like
Exons: 2
Coding region: 1-1140 (379 amino acids)
Biological process (GO): glycolipid biosynthetic process
Cellular component (GO): membrane
Molecular function (GO): galactosylceramide sulfotransferase activity
Source: RefSeq, a predicted model, not a curated record
AUGCAUCGGAUAGCUUGUUGGAGGUCUUUGUUGCUAGGAUGUGCUGUGUUGGUGACGUUGUACAGUGUUAAAUCUAACAUCAAUUUUACAGUUGGAAAAACAUCAUGGACAUUACACAGGAGGGAAGUCUCUUCCAGACAGACCCAAUACAUCCAGACAGGUAAACCUGUCAAUCAUAUAGCAUUUAUAAAAGUGCCUAAGGCAGCCAGUACAACGGUUCAGAAUAUAUUUCUACGUUACGGGGAUGAAAAGAAUCUCACUUUUGCUCUACCGAGAAAGCCAAGCGGGGGUGGUGAAUUCUUGACAUCUCGCUACUUCUACCCCCCACCGAACGGAAGGAUGUUUGAUAUAGCUUGUACACACAUUAGGUAUAAUAGACAGCAAUUUAGUAGUGUUCUACCUAAUGAUACUAGAUACAUUGGAAUCGUGAGGGAGCCGUUCAGCCACUUUAGAUCCUUUGUUAGAUUUCUUCGCCCAGAGUCUGUGCUAGGUAUACCAGGAAAAUAUCCAGUUCUACAAUUUUUGUCUCGCAAUGAAGCUUACAGAAACAGCACGGGCAUCCGUAAUUCAAAAUGCAAUACAAUGGCUUCUUAUUAUCUUUUUCCAAGUGAUCUAUUUUUAGUAAAGAAUCAUCAUCUGAUAGAGAAUUAUUUAUUACAACUAGAUAAGGAAUUUGAUAUUAUACUGGUGAUGGAGUUCCUUGACGAAUCCAUUGUGUUAAUGCGUCGGAUCUUAAACUGGGAUCUCAGACAUGUUUUGUACGCUAAACUUCGCGUUAAUAAGCUGGACGAUUCGCGAUUGGUGUUUGGACCAAAAGUGGAACAAUUAUAUAAGCGUUGUGGAUAUCUAGACUAUUAUUUGUACGACUUCUUCCUGAACAGGUUGAAAGAAAAAAUAAAACGCCAGCUGCCUGAUUUCGAUGACGAAGUGGCUUACUUCAGGAAAACUAGAGCAAAAUAUGAUGACUUUUGCUUGUCUUCAUUGUCUGAAGAUCUUAACGACGCCGUAAUGACAUUUGAAGGUAGUCCAUGGAACGCGCCAUUCGUCAUCACAAGUGAGGACUGUAAAAAACUUUAUAUUCAUGACGUCGUGUUUCUACAAAUAUUAAAGAAGAAACAAAAUGCUACGUCUAUUGAAUGA